Gordionus sp. m RMFG-2023 is the source of this 8550-nucleotide messenger RNA. RefSeq lists its product as uncharacterized. The record is from RefSeq and is a predicted model, not a curated record. NCBI's taxonomy places the organism in Eukaryota, Metazoa, Nematomorpha, Gordioida, Chordodea, Parachordodidae. Bases 1 to 7779 code for a protein of 2592 amino acids. Gene Ontology annotation, molecular function: zinc ion binding; ubiquitin conjugating enzyme binding; ubiquitin protein ligase activity. Gene Ontology annotation, biological process: protein polyubiquitination; positive regulation of proteasomal ubiquitin-dependent protein catabolic process; ubiquitin-dependent protein catabolic process. The transcript is spliced from 29 exons. Gene Ontology annotation, cellular component: cytoplasm; ubiquitin ligase complex.
AUGGGAAAUAUUUCAGCCAAAUUCAAAAAACAUUUAAUACAAGGGGAUGAAAAAUCAGCUAUAUUACUCUAUAAAAGUAGUUCCGAACUGCAAAAGUCAUUGGAUCCUAGUAUGUCAUUGGGGGAUCACUAUCUGCAUAAUACUCCAUUGCAUAUUGCUUGCAAGAAUGCCAUGCCUUAUUUUGUCAAACUAUUCCUGGCUGAUACGAGGUGCGAUAUAACGACCAAAAAUGCCGAGGGCCAAUCGGCCCUGCACACUUUAUGCCGAAACGCCCUUCCAUGUCGUCGCGUGACUUGCGAAGAUUCAUUCGACCAAUCGGAUUGGAGUUGCGAAUCGAACGAAAUGCCCGACGAAUCCGAUUCUAUAGAUAUAGUUAAUCUGGACACCGAACGCAGGAUCGAGUGCUUGAAAGCCAUUAUGGAUUAUAGCAGAGAGCUUAAAAGGAAGAGGAUUUCCAAUAGGAAAGAUACGGAAAAUUUAGCUAACAAUUAUUCUCAUUUCGACCAAUGGGAAGACGCCACCUCGGUUGAAGUAAUAGAUGGCGUUAAUGGAUGGGCCCCGCUGCAUUACGCUUGCUACGCAGGAAACCUACCUUUAGCUCAUUACUUGUUAGAAAAUGGUGGAUUGCGACAGCUCUCAUUAAAAGUACCCAACGCCAUAAAAAUCCCCAAAAUUUCUAAAUCUUCGAAAUCCAUCCAAACUCCCAAAAUGGCCACUGCAUUGGAGCUCUCGGCGAUGAGUGGAAAAAACAAAAGACUGACAAAUUACAUCGAAUUUCGCAUAGUUUAUUUGUCCGCAGAAGAAACUGAAGGUUGCGUAGAAAGGGAAUUAGCCGAGCUGGAUCUAUCCGAACCUUAUACCUGUUUAAGUAGAACGGAAUUGCAAGAACUUAAAGAUCAACUCAUAGUGGAGACCUCGGAUAUGCUGAACGUUCCGCUAUUCACGGCCGAGGGCCUAUUAAGAUAUUUCGAAUGGUCUAAAUUAAGGUUGCUCGACUCCUGGAUAGCGGACCCUCCGACAUGUUGUCGCCUCUGUGGUGUUCAGUCCCCGCCUUCUACCUCGCCCAUCACCGAAACAAGUCGUACCGACCUCUUGAACGCCGAUUCCAAAAGUAAGCGCGGCAACGCCAAUCAAGAAUUUUCGAUCAACGCUACAGCUAGGGUGUGUGGUAUAUGCGACGAACUUAUAUCCCCGGUCUCCAAGCACAGAACCCCCCUGAAGAAGCCGAAGAUGGAAUGCGAUCAUCCCUUUUGCCGUGAUUGCUGGGAAAGAUACCUGACGCUCAAAAUUCAAGAAGGGAACGUUCAACUUAUAGUUUGCCCUUCCUACGAUUGCAAUCAUUUAGUUCCCGUGGAUUUUAUAGAGCGAGUCGUUUCAAGGGAUAUGGCUAAAAAAUAUUUGCAAUACGAUAUACAGGCGUUCGUGGAAAGCAACCCUUUUAUUAAAUGGUGUCCCAGGGCGGGUUGCAACAGAGCUGUUAAGAUAGACGAAACAUUCUUGGUUCCUUCGAAUUAUCACCAAAAUUCCGAAAAUUCCCAUCCACCGUAUCCCCUCCAGGUUUCACCCGCACCCGAGAUUCCGGCCAAUCAGAAUAGCGAUGGGUCAGAAAAAAUGGGCCAAUCUGACGACGAAGACGAAGAAUACGAUUCGAAAUGCAAUGAAGCCAUGUUCAAUGCUCACUUCGAUCUCUCCGUUUUCGCCUUCGACGUCGAGUGCGGAGCCGCCAUAAAUUAUUCCAAUUACGACCUUCUCGCGUGCUCUCAAAAUCGUCUCUUCUACCCGCAUUCUGCCGGAAAUGACUCGGAAGAUGGUGCGAUUGGCGAUCAACAAAUGAUGCGCGAAAAUAGUAUUUACCACGAAAAUAAUUGCGAAAAAGAAGUCGACGCUAAGGGAAACGAUCGCGGAAAAAAAGGUUCGGAGUAUUCAAACAGGAACGAGGAUUCGGCGAAUUCUCGUCAAACCGAAAUACCACGUGAUAAGGAUUACGAAAAAAGUUGCAACGUCGAAUUAUCGGGCCCGAAUUCCGGAAAACCUGCCGAAACAGCUAAAUUUACGAAAGUUUACCAACAUAUGGAGGUUCCCUUGAAUCUUCCCUUAAAAAUCAACUCCACAAAUGCUAUCGAAAUAAAAAUGGAGGGCUAUCACGACGAUAUAAUGCUAGACGCGAAUUCAGAAAAACGAGCCAUAUUUUACGAAAAUCCUUCAAACCCAGAAAAUAUGGCGCGGGUGUCUACGAUUAAAAAACGCGCCAAGGUCUGCCAAAAUCUCGAUAACCUCCAAAAUAUGAAGUCGUCCUUAAUAAUUUUCCCUGAAAGUCACGCUUUUUGCUGGGCCUGCGGUGAGGACCCUCAUGCCCCUUGCCAUUGCCAAGUCAUGAGAAAAUGGGCCCGAAAGAUAUCGCGCGCUUAUUGCUACGAUAACUUUAUAAACGAUUCUAAUGGUAAUCAUCAUAAUACGACCUUCGACGAUAAACCAGGGAUCUUAACCAAAACGGAUAUCAAGGAAGGUUCUAUCUUGUCCAAAAAUAUGGCUAGAAAGUCCGAGCCCAACAUUAAAAUCCGCCAAUCCUUUUCCGCUAAACCCAAAAAUAGCGGCGACAAAAAGCGCAUAAGCCCCUUCAUUGGUCCUGGUAAUGGGCAUCAUAUAGAUUGCUACGAUCGCGAAAAUGGCUUCGAGCUAUCCAAAAUCGAUCAAAUUCUCCCUGACAACCAUGACAUUGACGCAAAUCGCAGGAAAGAUACGCCUAAAUAUCGAAUGAAGCGCCGAACCAUCAUGGGUAUACCUCGCGAAAGGAAAAGUCUUUUUGAUGACGAAGGCAAACGAAACGGUUCUUUCAAGAAAGCUACUAAAAUCGAAAAACGUAUCAAAAGCGGGCGAAAUAACGAAGAAAACGACGCGAAACGCGAAGAAAAAAUCGAAAUACCGCCUAAAAAUAGUGUUGGCGACGAAGAACGAAAGGAAAUGGACGAAUUUAAAGAUGAAAGCGGCGCGAGAGAAAUGGAAGCCAUUAAUCAUAACCCGGAAAAGAAAUACGGAAGUAAGAGAGAGUCCGGAAUGUUUCUAACGGCCCAGCAAGCCGAAGAAGAAUUCGAAAACGUGGCUAAUAGGCUUUGGCUAGCGACCCAUUCUAAGCCAUGUCCUAGGUGUAAGAGUCCCAUCCAGAAACACGAAGGGUGCAAUCAUAUACGCUGUUACAAAUGUAAAUUCGACUUUUGUUGGGUGUGCUUGGAAUCGUGGAAAAAGCACGGAUCUUCCACCGGAGGGUAUUUUAGAUGCCAAAGACACGAAGCAGCUUCCAGAGCGAAACGCUCCAUCUCCUUAGCGUUGGAGCGGGUCAAAUCUCACCACUUGAAAACGUCUAGACUCCACAGAUUCUUGACGCAUUACAACAAAUUUAAAGGACACGAAAAUAGGUUAGUUUACGAGGAAGGCCGGCUGCAUUCGUUAUUGCUCGAAAAGUGCGUAAGUUUGAGGAGAUCUUACGACAGGUACGGCUCGAUGUUCGUCAACCCGCGUUCGAGGGAAAGUGCUCGAUCUAACGGCGAUCCCGAAGCCGGGGAAAAAGAAACGACUAGGAACGAAGGAGAUGAACCGGGUACUUCACAAAUAACCGAUGAAACAAGUGGUGCUAACCGACGUCAUAUCAAAACUAUUGAUACUUCUUUCCUAUUCGUGGCCCUGAAUCAAUUGAUCAAGGCUCGGCGUACAUGCAAAUGUUCCGUCGUAUACGCUUACUACUUAACAGGAAAUGGCGAUAGCGGAAAUGGCCAUGCGGGUAGUAAAACUAGGACUUCAAAUUCUAGCGACAAAAUGGAUGACGACAAUUCGCAAAUCGUCGGGCACAAAGGAGGACGAAAAGGUGGAGUGGCUACCAGUCACACCUUUAACAAGACUAUCUUCCAAUUUUUAUUGCACGAAUUGGAGGAAUGUACAGAGAAUCUCUCCAAGCUUCUAUCCACCCCUUACCUCGGCUGCGCCAGGAUCAAGAUUUUACAAAUGGCCCACUUGGUUUACCGCAAACGGAAAGAAUUUUUGAGCGCUCUGAACUUCAAACACCGCGAUGAUAAUAACCAUCACUCAUCCUACAGCGAUUAUUACAAUAACUGUAGUAGCAAUAGGAUAGGGCGUACCGCGAGGGAUCAAGAUGAAACUCCGCCUUUGCUCAGAAAAUUCAGGAGGAAACAUUUCCCCAAUCUCUUGGACAUCGAAUCACUGAGGGAUGACGAGAAUUUUAGAGUGAAUCGUAACAUCUCAGAUUUUUUGAUGUAUUCUCGUUCCGUCAUGAAUUCUCAUCUAAAGAUUUCGGCCAACACCCAUCCCAAAAUCAAGCCCAGCAGAAAAUAUUUGAGAAAUUUGUUGAGUUAUCACAGUCAUCCUUCACGUUUUUCGCGCCUUUUUCUUCGCUCGGCCAAAUCGAGUUCGCAAAAUUCGCACAACUCUCAAAGAGUUUCCCCCAGGUCUCCGGAUCUCGAUCAGGGGUCGCGCGCCUUUUUCCCCAAAUUUGACGACGACCUGUCGCUCUUGCCUCAGCGGGUGCUAAACAAUUUCCAGUUUUCGUCCCUGCAACACGGGAAAAAACUCAAGGGCGUCGGACCGUCGACAUCAUAUCCAUCCAAACGUAGUUUAUGGGUCAAGGACGAAUCUGGUCGGCACGCUAACUUAGUGGCCAUAUACGACUGGCCGCCGCCUUUAGACGACGAGGACGAUGAUGAUGUUCACGAAGAUGCUGAUCACAAGAAGGAAGAAGCAAGAAAUGGGAAUAAAGGGAAUUUUGGGGAAGAAACUAAUAAAAAUAUUAAAUCGUCUUCGGAUAUGAAGUGUCAAAGGAAGGGGUGCCGGCGAAGAAAGGUUUUCAAUCCUAGAACAGGAUGCCUGCAAAGCUUUUGCAGUUUCAAGUGCUGCCAAAUGGAUUACGCUUACGAAGAUACUACGAAUCAUUCAGAGGCUAUCGUUAACGAUAAUUUAUCCUCUUCCGAACCGCACAACGCGCCUUCUUGCGUAGCUUCUCAAAGCCUGCCGCCUUCUCACGAGGGCGACUUGGAUAUCUUGAUCGCGAUAGAAAUGUCUAAAUUGCAAUACAAAAGAGACCUGGAAAAGCAAACUAUGGUGGUGAAUACGCGAGAUAAUUCUACGGAAACUAUCCCGUUACCCAACACUCCCGAGCCAUCAACUAUUGACAGGCACGAAUAUUCCUUAGCCGGCUCAAUGUCACGCCAAGGUGGAGACUAUCCAAUCACAGAAAGCGACGUUAACGAUGACACGCUACCUAGGCAAGAUAAGAUUGACAUCCAUUCGGCGUCCAAAUCUCACAAGUUAGUAUCAGAGGAACACUUCAACACAGAUACAUCUUUCAAAAACUUGGUCACAGUCGCCAUCUUGGUUCACGAUCAUCCUCCUCAGGGUGACCACCCGUCUAUAUUCGUACCAUCCACUUUAUCUUUACCCGAGACUACCAUGUCACUUGUUUCAUCUGAACUAAAAAUGUCGAUUCCUGCGACUCUACAAUCCAAUAUGCGAAUCUUGUCUACUGUUCCUCUACCUCGAGUGACGAUAUUAUCAGAUUUACCCGUAAUAUCUGAAGCCCUCAUAUCAUCUACGCCUUCUGCGACCAAACACUCUACCAGACCGAACACUUUUCACAAGAUACAAUCUUCCACCACAAUAAAGCAAUCAGAUGUCGAACAAAAUGGUGAAUCAUUUGUCGCAUUAACAUCGUCUAAUAUCUCAAAGCCUAUUUUUACGGAAGCCAAUGCUGCUCAUCAUAAAGUGUCCAUAUCAUCUGCUCAACCGGAAAUUAUGAUGACAUCCACUUUUCACAAAAUGUCGAUAUCUUCUGCCUUGCCGCCGGAAACGGUAAUACCAUCUACUUCUUCGAAAGUGUCAAAGUCACCUGCUUAUUGCAAAGAAUAUAUGUUAUCGUCUUCUCAAUCGGUUUUAUCGUCUGCUCAAACGAAGGAAGAUCUAGCCGAAUACGAUUAUUAUUGUUAUUCAAAUUCAUUUGAAUAUCCCAACGGCCAAAAUGAUGAAAUAAUUAAAACCUUUAAAACGCACCCGAUACCAAAUAAUUUCCACCAUUUUAAAACCCAUCCUACUAAGGAUUUAAAGAAUACUAGUACAGAUCAAUUUAAUUUAGACAAUUCCCAACACACGGAACCGACAUAUUAUCACCUUUCUCAAAAUUUAGCAGACUCGGAACAAGGAAACGUUAGCACCAGAGAGAUGGUAUCGAGUCAUGAUAAAUCACGCUACACGGGGGAUCAUAAAGAAUGUACAAUGCGAACAUGCGCAUUACCAACUACACUCGCUGUUAGCGAUAUAUCUCGAAGCGGCGACCUAGAUAGCCAUCAUGUGGAAGAAGACGAGGAGGGAAGGGAAGAAUUGGAAUAUUUGGUUCACGCUCUACACCUGAAAGGGGGAUCUGACUAUAUUUUACGACGACUGGCAGAGGCUAACAUUCGCCUGCCUGAUUUAUUGGAUUGCCUGAAGGAAAAGGCGUUGGCUUAUAGCAAGAAUUUGAACCCUUAUUCACCCGAUACUAAUUUUAGCGAAAAUUUUGGGGGUAAAAGGGUUACGCAUUCCGAUGAUCACGAUGUUAAUAACGUGAUUGGAAGGGGCUUAAAUGUAACCGCGACAAGUAAUUUUGCCGUUGGUAAUCGUUAUCGCGACGAUAACGCUGCACCAACAAAUGGCGUAUCGGCGUCAAAUGAUGGUUCCCUAAUUUUUUGGGAUACAGGCGAUAAGAGAAACAUUUCCAUGGUUAGUCCUCUACGCAAAGACGCAUCCGAUGGAAAAAUGGUUAUUUUGUUGGACGAGAUAAGUCGCUUCAUUGAUGACGAUCUUAGUUUAAAUCGACUAACUAUGAACCGAUCCCCUUCCUUAUCGCCGAACUUUGCACCCUUCCAAAAUGCGAGUGGAUUCGAUCUUCAACUAUUAUAUCUUAACGAGGAAAAAGAUUCAAAGAACGAUCCUAUUAAUGCUCGGAGUGGUGGACCGAGUACUUCAACAUACGGUGAACAUCGUAAUUUUCGCGAGCAGAAAAAUAUGGAUGAUGCGUUUUUAUUUAGUGUCCAUGAUGUAAGUGGUAAUGGCGAAAACGGCGGCGAUAUAGGUGCGAGCUAUCAGAAAACCCAAAAUGCGGCCAUCGUUCAAAAUGGUGUCAUUGACAUGAGCGAUGCAUUUAACUGCGUAUCAAUCCGCGAUGACGAUCCCAAAGUUGACCAAAGGGCCGCGAAUGACGUUAUUGGGCGAAAUGAUAGCUUUAAUAACGCUUCCGCCACCAUUAAUUAUUCAAUUCACGAUUUUCCAGAGAUUCAACCCUUUUCCAGUCCCACGCAACAACACCAGGCCGACAAACUUGGUGAUUCCAUAUGUAUUCCCCAAGAUGUAGUUGGUGCCAAAAAGAAAACCCUAAAUAUUCAUAAUGGAGGUCUAGACGACCCGAUACCCUAUAAUGGCGGAGACUCGACUCAAACACCAUCAUUAAAUAAAUGUACGGAUAGUAGAAAAAUAUUUAAGAACGAUAAUAUUGGUGGCGGGAAAGAGAGUCUGAUAAAACAAACCUUCAAUCGAUUGACCAAAAUAAAAAAAAUCAAGGUUUCCCACAUGCGAAAAGAACAUUCCUCACGUGACCCUAAUCCUGAUUAUCCCCUAAAUUUUAUCGUCAAUAAUAGCGUCGCGGAACCUAUUUUGACGCCCCCUUUUUAUCGCUUGAUAAACGGCGGAUCCGAUAAUAAUAGAUUGAAGACUAUCUUCUUAAAGAACGAUCUUUUCAUGACUUGACGGAAACGAUCUUCUCGUAAAUCAUUUUAAUUAUGAAGUUUUAAGGCGAAUUCCGUAUAAAAUGAUUUUUUUUUAAAUAUCUCAAAUCGGGUUUUCCGAGAGGAGUAAUAUAAAAAACCUGUCUUUUUUUUUACAAAAAAAAAAUACAUAAUGUGCAAUAUUUAAUCCACUAAUAACGAUAUUUUUAUUUAUUACCAUAAUUUUUUAUAUAUAUUUUUUUAAAUGAAAGAUUUUUAUAUUUUAAUUUUAUAAUAAUGGGGAAAAAUAUAUUUAAUAUGACAUUUUUUUUUUUAAAAAAGAGUUUGAAUUGUCGUUUUAUGACAUAGCAAGGGGCCAUAAUCUGAAUUUUUUUUAAGAAAAAGGGGAUAUAGGUUUAGAAUUAUUACUCUGAAUUCAAAAGUGGCGCCAUCACGAUUUUAACAGCUGACCGUUUUUUAACAGCUGAUUUAUGAGAUCAGUUUUUCUUUAUUUAAAAAUCAUUUAUGAAUUGAAUUAAAAGAUAAAAUUAAUAUUAAUAAAUAAAAAUUGAUCUUCUUAAAACAGAUUUAAAAAAAAUCGAUCAGCUGUUAAAUCGUCAUCGCAAUGGCGCCACUAUGAAUUCAAGGUUAAAUAAAUAUCUACCUAAUAAUAACGAGAAUAUUAUUAUUUUUUGCCAUUUUAUAGUCAAUUUUUAUUUAUUUUUAUAUAAAUUGUUAAUAAUUAUGUAACCUUUGUUUUUCUAUAUUUUGUCGUCUGAGCAUUAUAGUGUUCCAUGUCCAUUUUUUUUUAAAU